GGAAGGAAGGCGCGUUCAAGAGGGAAGGGUGGUGGUGGUGGUCCGGGAGUGGUGUCGCUGCCCCGCGCCGUCGAGGAACGUGGGGCUCCUCAAAAGGAGCUGCAUAUAACUGUAUCUUCAGUAUGCUGUUGCCAUCUAUCAGAAUGCAGAGGUCAUUUCAGCUGGCAUACAGGACGUAUUUGAUACCUCAUCGCACCUGUAUUUUUCAGUGCUUGAAAGGACAACCCUCCUUGCUUAAUCCUAGAUACAAAAGAAUAUCCUUGGCUUUGAGCUCCCAACAUCAGUGUCUACAUGCAUCUGUUACUGUUUGUGUUUCCAAGGAAACAGAAUCUUUGGGAAGAGUAUCAUCCCAACCAGAAGACUCUCGUUCUAAAGAACUGAACAAAGAAACACAUACCAGAACAACAGGUAACUUAGCCCAAGGAGCCCCUGUAGAUCCAAGUUCUGCAGAGCUUGAUCCCCUACAAGACAAGUCACUUAGUCUCGUGCAGAGAUUCAAGAGAGGUAUUAAGCAGUAUGGAAAAGUUUUUGUUUCAGUGCAUCUUUUCACUUCCAGCAUAUGGUUUGGAGCCUUUUACUAUGCAUCUUUAAAAGGAGUAAAUGUUGUUCCUUUCCUCGAAUCCUUAGGACUGCCUUCAAGCAUUGUAAAUAUACUAAAGAAUUCUCAGGGUGGAAAUUUAAUAACUGCAUAUGCACUCUACAAGCUUGCAACUCCAGCCAGAUAUGCCGUGACUCUAGGUGGAACAUCCAUCACCGUGAAGUAUCUCCGUAAGCAUGGAUACAUAUCCACACCACCUCCAGUCAAGGAAUACAUUCAGGACCGAAUGGAAGAAACAAAAGAGCGUCUCUCGGGAAAAAUGGAGGAAACCAGAGACAUGAUAAGUGAAAAAAUGGAAGAAACAAAGGAGAUGCUAACUGGGAAAAUGGAAGAAACAAAGGAGAGGCUAACUGGGAAGAUGGAAGAAACAAAGGAAAGAAUAACAGAAAAGAUACAGGAAACCAAAGGAAAAGUUUCAUUUAUAAAAAAGAAAGAAUAAGAUUGGAGGGGCAGCAGAGAGAAAAACUGAUGCAUAUGCAACCCUUUGGCAGACUUGGAAUAUGUACUGUCGCUGCUUCUGUUUCUGCUAUAAUUAUUUUGAUUGACUAGAAAGGGCCAGUUAUCUAUAAACUGAAGUCAGACCAUUAUUUAAUGCUUAUACCCACCUCCAAAAAUUAUCAAAACCUGUCUUCAGAUUAGUAUAUUGUAAAUACAACAGCAAUGGGGUUCCCAGCCAGGUAUUCUUAGGUCUGCUCAGUUGAUGGCCAUCAAAACUGGAUCCAUACGGAGAAAUUAACAAAGGUUGUCUGUACACUAUUUCUAGCUGUUAUCAUCUACCAGAUCAGAGGCAUACUAAUAGAAUGGUUGGGGGGCAUGUGAACAAUGUACUGGGGGAUGGGGUAGAUCGUUCAGUGUUGUAAAUUACACUUCACACUAUAGCAAGAUCAAGGAACUUUAAGAGAGAGAUUUCUCUGUGCUGUUUAUUAUUAAAGGUUGAUUUAAAUGGCGGUGUUAGAAUGAGUGAAACUAUCCUGCUCUUACAUAUUUAUAGUAAAGAAUGGGUACUGAUUCUCCCAUGAUAAGCCUCAAAUAAAUGUUGAAUUUUAUACCAAUGCUGAACAUUUUUAAAAGGAAGGAAGUAAACAAUUGUAUGCUCAUGGAAAUAAAUGUUUACAGUUUAUAGCUCAAAGGGUAAAUGGUGCUGCCCUUCACAUGGAAGAAACCUGUAUUUCUGUUAGAGAGUAAACAGUCUUUGUUACACUAUUCUGUGCUGUAGUUUAAUACGGACAAAGCAAAAGGGAUGUGGUCUUGAUUUUGGUUGUUUGAGUCACUGAACAAUCACUGAUCACUUUACAUUUUCCUGUGGUUAAAAAGAAAAAAUUCCUGGGGAAGAGCAGUGGAAGGGACUGCUGUACCAAAGCAAGAGAAGAAAGCCCAGUCUGUCCACACAGUCUGUUGUGCACGCCACCUUAGUGCUUCAUUGGAAUCAUAGGAAGUGUAGAAGUGUUUUUUCUCAAUGAGAUUAUUACAGGAUUGCAACUGUAACAGCUCAUUUUGUAACCCAGCUAGUUUAAGCUUGCAUGGGAAAAGUAAAAACAAUGGGUAUGUGUCUCCAUCCAGAUUAGCUUUUAUCACUCUGGUCAAAUUGCAUCACUUCUGCCAUUGCAAUU
Molecule: messenger RNA, 2208 nt
Organism: Gekko japonicus
Lineage: Eukaryota; Metazoa; Chordata; Lepidosauria; Squamata; Gekkonidae
Gene: MIMS1
Product: family with sequence similarity 210 member A
Exons: 4
Coding region: 123-1037 (304 amino acids)
Cellular component (GO): mitochondrion
Source: RefSeq, a predicted model, not a curated record